This is a messenger RNA of Hipposideros armiger (great roundleaf bat), 6221 nucleotides long. RefSeq names its product synapse defective Rho GTPase homolog 2 (gene SYDE2). Gene Ontology annotation, biological process: signal transduction; regulation of Ras protein signal transduction; cell migration. Gene Ontology annotation, molecular function: GTPase activator activity. NCBI's taxonomy places the organism in Eukaryota, Metazoa, Chordata, Mammalia, Chiroptera, Hipposideridae. The transcript is spliced from 7 exons. The record is from RefSeq and is a predicted model, not a curated record. The coding region runs from base 46 to 4167 and encodes 1373 amino acids. Gene Ontology annotation, cellular component: synaptic membrane.
CCUCUCCCCGCGGCGGGGGCGAGCCCGGUUCCUGAGGCGCAGGGGAUGGCGGACCCUCUGAGGAGGACGCUGUCCAGGCUCCGGGGGAGGCCGGGUCCCCGUGCUGCCGGAGGACUCGGGCUCUGGGCGGCCUCCGCCACUGCCGACGGAGACGCCGGGGGUGCUCUGGGCGCCCCUCCCCGCGAGUACGCGGGCGGAGCCCCGCCGAGCCUGGAGCCGCCCCCGCCGUCGCCGCAGGCGUGGGGUCCCGAGGCGCGGCUCCCCGGAGGGCGUCCGGAGCAGCCGGGGGCGCUCGGGCCUCGGCCGCCAGGCGGGAAGGAGGCCGCUCCUCGGAGCCGCGGCCUCCUUCCCGCCCCCGUGCACGCCCCGCCGGACUCCGAGGGCAGCGGAGAGGACGAGGACGCCGCGGACUACUAUGAGAACCUGCCCGGCGGCUCCCGACGCGCGUUGGAGCCUGAGGGGGCGGAGGCGGGGCGGUGGCCCCCGCCUCCCCCGGCGGCGGGCUCCUCCCCGGGGGCGGAGGGCGGCCGCCUGGAGACAGGCAGGCUGCAGACCCAGUUGCGAGAGGCCUAUUAUCUGCUGAUCCAGGCCAUGCACGACCUGCCCCCUGACUCGGGAGCGCGGCGGGGCUGGGCGGAUCGCGGCUGCCCUGCGGGAGCCGGGGCGCGGAGCCAGCCCACUUCCCCCUGCGGCUCUGCGGACCGCGGAGCUUGCCCCCGGGACUGGGAGCGGGGAGGCGGGGGCCGCCCUUGGCAGCAGGUGUCCCCGCCCCGGUCGCCUUCGAGGGAGACAGGGGGAGGCCGCCUGCGGACUCCUCGGAUGCGGCUGUCUUGCAGCAGAAGCCUCGAGAGCCUCCGGGUGAGCGCCAAGCCUCCUGCCUUCCAGCGGUGGCCGAGCGACAGCUGGAUCAGGUGCAGUGCGCGCGGGGACCUGGACGAACCCCCGCCACGUGGAGGCGGGAUGGACGGCUGGAGCCGAGGCAGCGCCCCGACCGCGGCACCCUCCGGCCUCCAGACUCCCGGCUCCAAGGACCCCAGCCGCUCCGCGGGAAGCACUUUCAGGGAUCCUGCGGGAUCCCCUGUGAUACGCAGCGGCAAAGGAGGCCAGGAGGGGCUCCCCUUCCUCAAGCCGCCAGCCGUGACAGUCAAGAAGCUGCAGAAGUGGAUGUACAAAGGACGCCUGCUGUCCCUGGGAAUGAAGGGUCGCUCCGGUGGGACAUCCCCCAAAGUCAAGGGAGCGCAGGCCACCUCCCCAAAUUUGGGCGGGUUGAAAAUGCGUGAAAGCCAAGUCCUCUCGGUGCCUCCAGACGAAAGAAUUACGCUGACAGAUUUAUUUGAAAAUGUUUAUGCAUCUACAAUGAAGAGAAGAGAACUUGAAAAUCUGAAGGAUAAUAUUGGAUUCAGAGGUCAUCAGCCACUUAACAGCAUCACCGUGUCAAAGAAACGCAAUUGGCUAUAUCAGAGUACUCUGAGACCUUUUAAUUUGGAAGAAGAAAAUAAGAAGUGCCAAGAUGUAAGUCAUUUAUCAAUCUCACCUGUUUCUCUGCCUAAACAUCAGCUAUCACAACAUUUCCUCAAACCAUCAGAAGAAUAUUGUACGUGUGUGGUGUGUAAUGCUACAGAUUCUUCAUUAUCAAGAAACUGUUCUUUAGACUUUAAUGAGGAAAAUGAUGCAGAUGAUGAAGGGGAAAUAUGGUACAACCCCAUUCCUGAGGACGAUGACUUUGGGAUAUCAAAUGCUUUGAGUUUUGCUGAGGCAAACGCUGCUGUUCUGAAGUUUCCUGCUAUCAGUUUGAGAGUGUUGUCUAGCCGUGACCUAAUGAAAGCAGAGCAGCAUCCUGAAGACUUGCUGUGCUCUUCUGAGCACACAGGCAAUGUUCAGAGCACACAGUCAAAUGACAUGAAUCCUGUAGAUUCUGUCUGUUCCACAGAGUUUGUGCAACAGUACAAGCAAAGGGUUGGACACAAGACACAAGAGGGUAUAAUGGUGGAGGAGAGUCCCAUGUUGAAAUCUCCUUUUACAGGUCCUGGAAUCCUAGCUGCUACAAAUAAGACUGAAUUGGGAAUUAUAGAACCGUCUUCCCCAAGCCCUAGCCCUGUGAAAAAAGGCAGUUCAAUUAAUUGGUCUUUCCCGGAUAAAAUAAAAUCUCCAAGAACUGUGAGGAAACUUUCCAUGAAAAUGAAAAGGUUGCCAGAACUUAGCCGAAAACUGAGUGUUAAAGGAACCUUGAAUUUUGUAAACAGUCCAGAUAGUACUCCUUCCUUGUCUAAAUGUAACUGUCAAGGAAUGCAUCAUACUGUUAUUCUCCCUUCUGGGAGCACAACCACAGCUGCUAAGAGGAAUGUUAUAAGUCGGUACCAUCUUGACACCAGUGUUUCUUCUCAACACAGCUACCAGAAGAAAACUUCUACGAGUUCUAAGUAUUCCUGCAAAGGUGGUUACCUCAGUGAUGGAGAUUCGCCUGAACUUAUAACUAAAUCUAGCAAACAUGGAUCUGAAAACAAAUUUGGAAAGGGAAAAGAAAUAAUUUCAAACAGUUGUAGCAAGCAUGAAAUUGACAUUGAUGCUUUUAGACAUUACAGUUUUUCUGAUCAACCUAAGUGUUCACAGUACAUAUCUGGGCUCAUGAGUGUGCAUUUCUAUGGUGCUGAGGAUUUAAAACCACCUCGGAUAGAUUCAAAAGAUAUCUUUUGUGCAAUUCAGGUAGAUUCAGUAAACAAAGCAAGGACUGCUUUGCUCACAUGUCGUACGACAUUUUUAGACAUGGAUCACACUUUCAACAUAGAAAUUGAAAAUGCUCAGCAUUUGAAAUUAGUAGUAUUCAGUUGGGAACCCACUCCAAGAAAAAAUCGAGUGUGUUGUCAUGGAACUGUUGUUCUCCCCACCUUAUUCAGAGUGACAAAGACACAUCAAUUGGCUGUCAAACUUGAACCUAGAGGUCUUAUUUAUGUGAAAGUGACUCUUUUGGAACAGUGGGAGAAUUCUCUUCAUGGACUAGAUAUAAAUCGAGAACCAGUAAUGUUUGGUGUUGAUAUUCGAAAAGUUGUAGAGAAAGAAAAUACGGGAUUGAUGGUGCCACUUCUGAUACAGAAAUGUAUUAUGGAAAUUGUAAAAAGAGGCUGUCAGGUAGUAGGCCUGUACCGAUUAUGUGGGUCGGCAGCAGUCAAGAAAGAACUUCGAGAGGCUUUUGAGAGGGAUAGCAAAGCUGUUGUUCUGUGUGAAAACCAGUACCCAGAUAUAAAUGUAAUAACAGGUGUUCUUAAGGACUAUUUAAGAGAACUUCCUUCUCCUCUGAUAACAAAGCAGCUUUAUGAAGCUGUAUUAGAUGCAAUGGCAAAAAAUCCCUUGAAAAUGUCAUCAAAUGGUUGUAAGAAUGACCCAAGUGACUCUAAGUACACGGUUGACCUGCUGGAUUGCCUUCCUGAUGUUGAGAAGGCAACCUUAAAGAUGUUGUUGGAUCAUUUGAAAUUGGUGGCUUCUUAUCAUGAAGUGAAUAAGAUGACCUGUCAGAAUUUGGCCGUGUGCUUUGGACCAGUAUUAUUAAGUCAGAGGCAAGAGACUUCCAACCAUAACAACAAAGUCUUUACUGAUUCCGAAGAACUUGCAAGUGCUUUGGAUUUUAAAAAACAUAUUGAAGUUCUUCAUUAUUUACUUCAACUCUGGCCAGUGCAACGUUUAACUGUCAGAGAAUCAACAGACGAUUUGUUCCCAGAGCACAAGUCUCCUCUAAAUUAUUUGAGGAGGAAGAAAGAACGACCUUACAUGUUAAAUUUGAGUGGUACUGAUUCAUCAAGAGUAGUCAGGCCACGUCAAAGCAGAUUAGACAGUCCACUUAGCAAUCGUUAUGCAGGAGACUGGAGCAGCUGUGGAGAAAACUACUUUUUAAAUCCAAAAGAAAAUUUAAAUGAUGUGGAUUAUGAUGACGUCCCUUCAGAAGAUAGAGAAAAUGGAGAAAAUUGCAGCAAAAUGUAUGGACCAGAUAUAAUGAUUGAACAGCCAAUUCCCAUGUCCAAAGAGUGCACAUUUCAGACAUACUUGACAAUGCAGACAAUUGAGUCUACAGUGGAUCGAAAAGUCAAUCUCAAAGAUCUACAAGACAGUAUUGAUACUUUGAUUGGAAAUCUGGAGCGUGAGCUCAACAAAAACAAGCUUACUAUGAGUGUUUGAGAUUGAGAUUUUUUAAAUUAGGUUUUCAUAAUGUUUUAAAGUUUCCAAUAUUUCUCACUUUCUUAUACCUCUCACAGUAAUGUUUUAUUUUUUAAAUUCUUGAAACCUCCAAUUAAUUUUAAUAAGUUAAAUGUGAUUCAAUUAAGAAUACCAUUCAUUAAUAUAAUUUUUGCUUAUCUCAUUAGAAAAUUUUUCUUGGGGUAAAGAUAACCUGGACUGCUUGUGAAUAUUUUAAUAAAUCUUGCCAAUUCUAUGGAGAUAACUUUAAAUGCACUUAUAAGGUUCAUAUAAGUUAUUAGCAUCUGAAGAUUUUUGUGCUUUAUAGGAACUGCUCUUCUGUAGCUGAAGCAGAUGUUCCUUUGAGAGGAACAUUGCAGCUGCUCAGUUACAUUUGCAGUAUGAGGCCAUUUCACUGCAACAUCAUUUGUUCACAUUUCAUUUGCAAUGCAAAUGCUGCUAUAAGAAAACCUUUUUAUAAAUAAAAGUAAAAUUAUGCAAAUAUUAAUGUAUUCUAUAUUAACAUUCAGUAAUUAUUUAAGCUUAUAAAAAUUAAAUAUUUUUAUAAUCCUGAAAAUAUGUAUAUAUUUAUAAGUACAUAUAUGUAUAGAUAUUAGAAUGGGGGAAGCGAUUGGCUGCAGAAUCACAUGUAUCUUUAAAGUAUGUAUGUCAUGAGGCCAAAAUCAUUAGCUUAAAAAUGUCUUUUUCAGGGAAAGAACAUUUAAGUUAAAGGAGGAGUUGCAUAGAAACACAUGAACCAAAACACUAGUAGACUCAUCUGAAUAGAAAUAUUUAAUAGAGUUCCUUUUUUUGAUUUACAGAAACUCACAAUAUCCCCAGUGAGAAGUCAUCUUUUAAAUUGAAAUUCUCUAACUUCUAAGUUAUAGAGGAUUAAGUGCCCAGAUUUCUUCACUGGUGACAGAUUAUAAAAAUCUUCAUUUAUUCUAUGCAUUUUUAUGUUCUGCUUUUUAAAAAAAAAGUAAUUAUACAUAAAGCGUAUUUAUUUGUAGUAGUACAUUUAUAACAUUGACUUUAUAAUUACCCUCAUUUGUUUCUAAAGAAAUCUUGCCAGCAUACUACAUUAUUGAUUUUUAACUUAUUUUGGCUAAGUAUAUUUACAAGGUAGUCAUUAUAGCAAUCACAGCAGUGUUUGAAAAUGUACAUUUAGAAGACUUUUUUUAUUAAAUUGGAAUGUAUUUUUAAAAAUUUUUAUACCUACAGAAUGUGUAAUUUUAAAAUUAUAAAUAAAAUUUCAAUUACCAACUUAAAGAUGUAGCAGCCAUUAAAAAACCAGACUUCUUGAUGUUUUUCUAAAUAUGAAAGUAUUUAACUAUUUCUAUGCGAUAUACAUUGGUAAACAGAACACGUUAUUUAAUUUGAAAACUCAAUUGUUAAGAAAAACAGAUAAAUUAUUUUUAUAUGAAGUUUUCAUUUUUUAAAGCUUUGUAUAACAGUCCAGAAGAAUACCAAAAGAAUAUGUGACAGGUAUAUAUAUUGAGUAAACAGUCAAAAGAAAUGUGCUUUAAAUAAUUUGUAAGGAGAUUGUCUCAGUCUUCUUCCUUUUGUUUGCUAUAUCAUGUAUAUUAUAUGAAUUGAAUAAGUUGUUCCAAAAAUGUAAAAGUUUUAUUAAAAUAUUAUUACCUUGGUGUCAUGCUAUUAAUUAUAAUGAUUUUAAGGCUCACUUAUUUUAAGGUCAUUCUUUUUAAACAAACAUGUUAAAGUAUUGGACUGUCAUAUAUUAUCCAUAAAUACAUGUAAUAACUUUUUUUUGUUCAAAAUUGAAUUUUCCAGAAUCUGAUAUACUUUACAGGCCAUAACUUAUUUUGUUACAUUAUUUUGGAUGGGAAUAGUUUUAAAGUUUAUCUCUGCCAUUUUAAAUAGAAAAUUCAAAAUGUUUUUGUUGUCUAGAUCAGUCAUAAAUAUAAACCUCUGUGAUUGACUGCUGUAUUCAGUAGUGCUCAAUAAGUUUAUGCCUUUAUUUUAAAUGGCUUUUUAAUUCAAAUCUUUUUUGAAUUUUUGUACCUGCAUUUUAUAAUCUCCUGGGAUCUUCCUACACA